CUCAAACUGAUAAUACUUCAAAACGUGAACAUCAAUGUUGUCCAAGCGUACACUUACACGCAGCAAAUUACAGUACUGAAUGCUUUCCCUUCACCUAGGUUCUGUCCGAGAGCGCCAAGAAACUCUAAUCAAGAGGGGAUAGUAGGUAAUUGCGAUCGGUCCAUCGAAAAAAAAACAGGGUUACACGCGAAAUUGGAUCGAAAGAAAGCCGGAAAAAAUUGAUGCUUUCAAUCGAUCGGCCACGGAAGGAGAGUAAUGACCAAACGAAGCGAAAGAGCAAAAUCAUGCGGUAAAGAUGAUAGCAAUCAUAAUAAUUGAUUACACGUAUACCUCCUUCAAUUUAUUUAUCAAAAUCUUCACCCGUAUUCGUUCCGUCCGAGUUUGGGUGAAACCGCCGACAAAAAAUGUACAAGAAGACAUUGCGCUGCUGUGUGUAAUGUGCCACGAAGGUGGAAGAAAAGAAAAUAAUGUAAAACGAUCUUAUGCGAGAGAGCCAGAGAGUAGUAGAUGAUCGUGUGAGAGAGUCUCUCACCAAAAACUUCGUUUUCCGUUUGAAUGGCAGCCUUUCGGGUCCGAAUUCUCGACUCUCGGGAUCAGUUCAGUUCCGACCAACAACCGCGAAAGGCAGACCCCACGAUCGGUGCCGUUCUGUAGCGCGAUCACCAGUUUCACUCACUCUCUCUCUCGGCGCGGUGGACUUUCUUUGCGCUUCUCUGCUCUGUGUUCGAUGAGGGCACACAAGCUCCAACUGUCCGAGUUUAUUUUUUCGAACGAACCGGAAGGCACGCCGGAACUACCGGCCGCCAAUCGAGCGCUAUUCCUGGAGAAAGUGCGCCAAUCAAACACUGCCUGCCAAAAUGGGGACUUUACCACGGCAGUGCAGCUCUACACCGAUGCCCUCGCAUUGGACCCCAGCAAUCACAUACUCUUCAGUAAUCGAUCAGCAGCUCGGCUCAAGCAGGGUCAGUUCGCGUUGGCCCUUCAGGAUGCCACAAGGGCCAGAGAACUUUGCCCUCAAUGGCCAAAGGCCUACUUUCGACAAGGCGUUGCGCUGCAGUGUCUCGGACGAUACGGUGAAGCACUGGCAGCGUUCAGCUCGGGUCUCGCUCAGGACCCAAACUCGAAGCAGCUGCUCGCGGGGCUUGUGGAGGCCUCGAUCAAGAGUCCACUUCGACAUGCCCUCGAGCCCACGUUCCAGCAGUUGAAAGCCAUGAAACUAGAUCAAUCGCCAUUCGUAGUGAUAUCAGUGGUCGGACAAGAAUUACUCGGUGCCGGGCAGUACCAUUCCGCAGUGACAGUGCUAGAAUCGGCCCUCCGGAUAGGGUCGUGUUCCCUCAAGUUACGAGGGUCAGUGUUCAGUGCUCUCAGUUCGGCCCAUUGGGCGCUCAACCAGUUAGACAAAGCUAUCGCGUACAUGCAACAGGACUUGGCUGUUGCGAAAAGUCUCGGUGAUACCGCGGGUGAAUGUCGUGCUCAUGGAAAUCUCGGUUCAGCUUACUUCAGUCAGGGAUCCUACAAGGAAGCCCUUACAUCUCACCGUUAUCAACUGGUCCUGGCAAUGAAGUGCAAGGAUACUCAAGCUGCCGCAGCUGCUCUUACAUCUCUGGGGCAUGUCUACACCGCUAUUGGAGAUUACCCAAAUGCCCUAGCUUCCCACAAACAGUGCGUUCAACUCGUCAAACAAAUGGGUGAUCGCCUCCAGGAAGCUCGCGAAAUAGGAAACGUCGGUGCCGUCUACCUAGCCAUGGGCGAAUUUGAUUCCGCCGUCGAUUGCCAUACUCAACACCUUCGUCUAGCUCGAAAGCUUGGAAAUCAAGUAGAGGAAGCUCGAGCUUACAGCAACCUCGGCUCCAGCUAUCACUACAAACGAAACUUUACUCAGGCCAUCACCUAUCAUGAAAAUGUCCUUCGGAUAGCGCAACAGCUUGGUGAUCGAGCAAUCGAGGCUCGUGCUUAUGCUGGGCUUGGUCACGCUGCCCGGUGUGGCCACGACUUCCAUCAAGCCAAACGAUGGCACGAAAAGCAGCUAGAAAUGGCCUUAGCCGCUCGCGACAAAGUUGGUGAAGGUCGUGCCUGCUCCAAUCUUGGAAUCGUCUAUCAACUUCUCGGCGAACACGACGCCGCCCUAAAACUUCAUCAAGCUCACCUGACCAUCGCUCGACAACUGCAAGACAAAGCAGGAAUGGGGCGAGCUUACGGUAACAUCGGCAAUGCAUACUCCGCAGCUGGUUUCUACGAACAAGCCAUCAAAUACCACAAACAAGAACUAAUCAUCAGCAAAGAAGUGCACGAUCGCAGCGCAGAGGCUUCCACUCACGGAAAUCUAGCAGUAGCCUACCAGGCACUUGGCGCCCACGAUAUGGCCCUAAUGCAUUACCGAGCCCACCUGAACAUAGCCCGCGAAUUGAAAGACACCGCGGGUGAAGCCUGCGCACUCCUCAAUCUCGGAAACUGCUUGAGCUCCCGACAAGAAUUCGCCCAAGCAGUCCCGUACUACGAACAAUACCUGAUGCUGUCGCAAGAACUCGGCGACGUCGCAGCCGAAGGCAAGGCAUGUCACUUCCUCGGCUACGCGCAUUACUGCAUCGGAAACUACCGCGAAGCGGUGCGCUACUACGAUCAGGACCUAGCGCUAGCCAAGGACCUCCAGAACAAAAUGAACAUGGGACGAGCCUACUGUAAUCUUGGGCUGGCCCACCUGGCUCUGGGAAACACAGCCGGUGCUUUGGAGUGUCAGAAGUACUUCCUGGCUAUUGCGCACAUGACCAAUCACCUCCCGGGCAAGUUCCGUGCUCUGGGAAAUAUCGGUGACGUCUUAAUCAGAAUGGGCGACGUGGACGAAGCGAUCAAAAUGUACCAACGACAGCUGUCUCUCGCGAGGCAAGCACGAGAACGUGGAAUGGAAGCUGCUGCUUGCGGAGCGCUUGGUUUGGCCCACCGACUACUAAAGAAGUUCGACAAAGCCUUGGGGUACCACACGCAAGAGCUAACGCUAAGACAGGAGAUGGGUGAUCUUCCUGGCGAGUGCCGAGCCCACGGGCAUCUUGGAGCAGUCCAUAUGGCCCUCGGAAAUUACACGCACGCUGUUAAGUGCUAUCAAGAACAGUUGGAAAGGGCACAAGAGUUGCAGGACUCGGCGGUGGAGGCGCAAGCAUUUGGUAAUCUUGGAAUUGCGAGGUUAAAUAUGGGUCAUUAUGAAGAUGCGAUCGGAUACUUGGAGCAACAGUUGGGAACGUUGGAGCAAGUGAAUACGCCUACGGCUCAGCAUGAUCGUGCUCGGGCUUUAGGACAUUUAGGGGAUUGUUACGACGCGCUUGGCGAUUACCAUGCGGAAGCGAUCAAGUGCCACGAUCGUCAUCUAGCGUUGGCGAUCGCACUGCAAAGUCCACGCGAUCAGGAACGUGCCUAUCGGGGAUUGGGAAAUUGUUACAAAUCGGUUGGCAACCUGCAAGAAGCUCUUGUGUGUUUGGAGAAGAGACUGGUAGUGUCCCACGAGUUGGGUAAUCCGGAAGCGAAGGCUGCGGCCUACGGUGACUUGGGAAGUAUUCAUAGUGCACUCGGAAAUUACGAACAAGCAAUCAACUGUUUGGAACAUCAGCGAGAUAUUGCGAGGGAGUUGGGCGAUCGGGCCUUGACUUCGGACGCUAUAAGUGGAUUGGGAGCAGUGUUCCAUCAGAUGGGAGAUUAUGAAGGGUCUCUGCGAUUGCACAAACAGGACUUGGAGUUGUGUGAAAAUAUGGGUCAUGCUGCUCUGCAAGCAAGAUCGUGUGGAAAUUUGGGUUCAGUGUAUGAAUCGUUGAAGAACUACGCCGAAUCAGUGAGACAUUUCGAGAAACAGUUGUCUUUGACGACUGAUCGUCUGACGAAGGCUCAUGCAUGUUUGUCGUUGGGUCGAGUUUAUCACACUAUGGAACAAGUGUCACAGGCGGUCAGUUUCCUGAGGCAGGGCUUGGCCAUUGUGCAGUCCUUGAACAAACUAGAAGACGAAGCAAAGAUCCGUUACCGUUUGGGUCUCUCACUGCUCGCAUCCGGAGAUGAAGACAACUCUCGGCAGCAGAUGGAAAGCGCCGCCCAGAUUUUAGAAUCGAUUAGAAGUGAUCAGGUCACUCCGGAAGCAAGGACAACUCUGUACGACUUGCAAACGUCCUGUUAUCAGACACUGCAGAGAGUCCUCGUCAAUAUGGGACGAAAUGAAGAAGCUCUUGUAGCUGCGGAACGUUGUCGCUCACGGAUGGGCGCUGACUCAAACCAAAGUGCGGAGAAUUCAUUGAACAAUCGGAAGACUCUGCUUACUUGUAGCGAGUACAUCUUCGACACGGUCAACAAGAGUAAGACCAACAUCAUCUACUACAGCUUGGCAGGUAGCGAACUGUACGCGUGGUUCCUGUCGCCGCAGAAGCGAAUCGUGCGAUUCCACGUGGCGAAAAUCGACGAACAGACGCUGCAGAUGAAGAAGAAACCCUCGGGCGGCGAAAACGGAAACGCGUGUGAAAGUUUAUUGGAUCAGUAUAUCAACUUUGUGCGCGACAGUUUGGGCGUGAACUCCGGAAGUGUGCUGCAGGAAGGCGACGGCAGUGGUUGGAAAUCUUCGAAUGAGAAUCUGAUCGAUGAUUUCGCCAACGAGCGAGCAGGUUUCCUGAGAAUGGUCAACCGGAACCAUUUGCUCAAUUCGAGUAACUACUCGCUGAGUUCAUUGUUCAGCUUGGGAAGCGUUGGUGGAUCGGUGGCUAGCUUGCAAGGAUCUACCAGAUCCAUUGGAAGCUUGCAAGGAUCAACAAGAUCUAGAAGAUCCAACAUGCUCCCACCAUGGCAAGGGCCAUCUUGCCUUCACGUUUUGUAUAACUUGCUUUUAGCGCCAUUUGAAGAUCUACUUCCAGAUAUCAGCACCACAUCUCGAAUCGGUCGCCGUGAGCUGAUCUUGGUUCUGGAAAAAGAACUCUACCUUGUGCCGUUUGCGAUCCUUCGAAGUGGUGACGAAUCCGGAGAAUAUCUCUCCGAACGAUGCUCCUUAUUGACUGUUCCAUCGCUUCAUACUCUCAGGCAAAAGAGUCGCACCAAGACCCGGGAACCUGCUGAAGGUCUCAACAGUGCCCUGGUCGUCGGAGGACCGAAAAUCCCUUCGUCUCUGUCGGAAACCUGGGGCUGGAGCGAAUCACCUGCCUCCCUACAAGAAGCCGCCAUGGUUUCGGAUAUGUUGAACACGAAACCGCUCGUGUCCUGCAGUGCCACUAAGGAGACCAUCGUUUCUGAACUGACCUCCGCAGAGUGUGUCCACUUUGCUGCGAACGUUAGCUGGAAGCUGGGCGCCGUCAUUCUGAGUCCCGGUGAAGUAUUGGAUUCUCAAUCGCAGAAACGAUUCUACCCGAAUUCUUCAGGAGAAAUUGAAAACGAUGAAGACAAUGCCGAUCUGUCCUCAACCAAUAUGGAGAUUCCCCCACUGUCGGACUUCAUUCUGAGUGCCGCAGAUCUACUGGCCAUGAAACUUAGCGCUAAACUGGUAGUGUUAAGCUCGUAUCACUCUGUUGAACCGAUCACUGGUACUGGUGUCGCAAACCUUGCCGGAAGCUGGUUGUUUGCAGGCACUGGAGCAGUUCUGGUGUCCCUGUGGCCAGUUCCGGAAACGGCAGCGAAGAUUCUGCUGAGGGCUUUCUAUUCAGCCCUUUUGCAAGGAACGCGAGCUGCUAAGGCUCUUGCAGAAGCUAUGCAGACUGUUCAGCAUACGAAGCACUUUGCUCACCCGGCCAACUGGGCCGGAUUCAUCUUGAUCGGAGGCAAUGUACGCCUGUCUAACAAGGUCGCUUUGAUCGGACAGGCUCUGUGCGAACUGAUGCGAACUCCGGACAAGUGCCGAGAUGCUCUAAGAGUUUGUCUGCAUCUCGUGGAAAAGAGUCUGCAGCGGAUCCAUCGGGGACAGAAGAAUGCCAUGUACACGACCCAGAAGAGCAUCGAGAACAAGGCCGGUCCAGUAGUCGGUUGGAAAGACCUUUUGAUGGCCGUCGGAUUCCGCUUCGAACCGGCAGCCAACGGAAUCCCGUCGAGCGUAUUCUUCCCACAGACGGAUCCGGAAGAUCGCUUGUCCCAAUGCUCGGCAAGCUUGCAAGCGUUACUUGGUUUAUCACCGACUACUCUGCAUGCCCUCUCCAAGCUGGUCAACAAUGCGGAGAUCGCAGACGAGAUCAUCGGAGUCAUGCGAAACGUGGUGACACAAUUCCCAUCCAAGGGAACCAUUGACAACGAGAGCAUCGACAUUCCAUUGAGUGUACGCUUGUGGAGAGUAUCCGGUUGCCACGAACUGUUGGCAUCGCUUGGAUUCGAUUUGAUGGAGGUCGGACAGGACCAGGUGACUCUGCGAACCGGAAAGCAGGCCAACCGUAGGAACUGUCAGUUCGUCUUACAAUCGCUGCUCGCACUAUUCGAUACCCAAGAAGCUCCCAAGAGUCUUGGAAUCGAAUCUAGUAGCAGUUCGGAAUCAUUGAACGAAGAUAUAUCCGACGAUCCGCAAGCAAAGGCACCAAGUCCAACACCGACAGCUCCAGAGCAGCGCAGCGUGUCUCCUGCCGGAACGGUUAAGAGUCAAGCCAGCUACAAUUUCCCACGACCUCCGUUACCAUUUCGACGAGUUCCAUUCUUGAGUACCAGAAGUGCGUUCAUUUCGUACGUCCGACGCCGCGGUGAACCCGACGGAGGUCAAACGGAGACGUCUGGGCAGGUUCCUAUUGGUGGCCUACAAGCUCAAGCACAGUCACAAUCGAGUAACAAUGCAACCAACUUGGACUCCAGCUUAGCUAACACAACCGAUAGCGAGCUGUCCGAUGGAUACACGACUCAGCAGAUUCUCAUGAAGAGUGACCAUUUGGCCAAGGGACUUGGAUACUCGAGCCUACGAGGAACUAUCAAGGUGUCUCGACCUGGCGGUGGUGGAGAAAGUGACGCGGCAUUUACGCCAAGUCCACCGGUCACCAUUCAAAACGUAGAUUCCAAUGUUUCGCUGGCCUUGGCACACCAAACUCGUAUACGUAAUCUCUACACAAACAACGGAUUAGGCACUUACGGUCAUGAAACUGUUCGCGAGGGCCACCACCAUCAGAAUCCCAAUUUGCGUCGACCGGACAGCUCAAGCUCAGCCAGUUCAGCUACCGAUUGGGAAGGAUCGGGUCAUGCAACCGUACUUCGAAGGGCCAACCAAGGUCAUCAUAAUCUACCACCUCUCCCACCUCCGCGACAAACCCUACCAAUGGUUGAUAGUUUAAGACCUUUAGCACCACUCGCUCCAGUGUACAACAACAUCAAUGGUGGAGCUGUUGGAAAGGCUCAAGCAAACGGUAAAACCCUCAACGUGCUGGAAUCAACCAGUUCAGACUCAGAAUUCGAACGUAGCUUUGAUCUUCCUUCAAGCUCGAAUGCCGCUUCGAUCAGCAGCAAAUUGACCAGCUUAGCGCACAGCCUUCAGAGUAUGCGAAGUCGCAAAUUGAAGAUGCAACCUAUGCAACAACCUCCAACGCACGGCACAUCAACCAUAACUCGCAGCAAGAUGGUCGAUCAGUUCGCGUUCAUGGAUCGCCUCAGCUGUCGAACGGAAAUCUCUUCGUCAACCUUAGGAAACCACGGAGCACCACCGCGGAAACCUCUUUCAACUCUGCCAGAUGACGAGCGUACCUUGAACCUAAAUGCCAGCAAGCUCUACUUCAACCCUACGGAAGCCGAGAUCAUUCCUCUCACCGAAACCCCGGCAGAUUUGGGACUUAACAAAGCUCCCACAACGAGCAUGUCAUCCAGCGUACCUUCGACCAGCGGAACUACCAAGGAGAAGACCAACAACAAGAACAUUCAGGAUUCGAUUCUACGCCAUAUGAGUCGCGAAAUGACUCCAACCAUCUCGGAAGUCUACCACGAGCGCAACAUCGGUCUCGGCCUUGCCCCAUCCCUGUCGAAGCUGCUGCUUAGCAAAAACUACGAAGACUCACCGGAUAUCAAAUCCUCUACGGCAGCCUCCAUGCUCAACAAGCCAAGUGCCCUGACGGUCGGAAACCUAGCCGAAGCAAUGAACGAAAUCGAGAUGAACGCAACUACCUCCACUAAACUGGAGGAAGGUCAAUGCACAAUCUGCAACAGUCCUUCCGAUCUUCUGUGCGGAUGUAGCACCACUUCAACGGUAGCAGCUGUAGCGGCCAUGACGGCAGCCUUGGGAGCAAACACCAUCACCAAGAAGUCCAACUCGAAACCUUGGCUCAGCAACGUAACGCCUAACAUCGUGAAACCCGGUGAUCUCACCACGGCGGAUAUUCUCGAGCAACAGAAGCAGCUCAAGUCCACGGUGAGCGGUCUCACUAGUAAUAUGUCCUCGUCGACAGAGAACUCCCUGUCCACGGUGGUGAAACGAGGCGGAAGUCCCUUCUCGGACCUCUCACGCCGGGACGAAGGCGACGGCCGAAGCGUUGCGGAUUCCCAGUGCUCUGGUAGUUUUCGAACUGACAUUACCGGAUCCACGGUAACGGUCACCACUUCCAAGAGCCAACAGUCGCAGAUUACGGUUAGCGCACAGCCAAGUGGGAGUGGAACCGGAAGUUCCGGACAAUCGCAACAGCAGCAGCAGCAGCAACAACAACAGCAACAGCAAGUGGCUCAAGCGCAACAAGCUUCGAUCGGUGGUUCUUCCGUAUCCAAUCCCAACCAGAGAAGUAAAUACAUCAUCGAUACGUAGGGUACUAGACGAGAAUCCGACUCUUGUAUACAUGACCAGUUAGAUUAGGGGAUAUCUUUUUGUGUAAAAAAAAAUCCAAGCUUUCAAAAGGCUACAAUUGUGACGUACAUGCUAGGUUAAUACAACAUUUGUUGGUUCAAGCAAAUAUGCCUAUUUUGUAUACCCAUGUUUUUAUCUAUGUAGAAUAGAGAUUUUAUCUAGUUGUU
Molecule: messenger RNA, 8907 nt
Organism: Aedes aegypti (yellow fever mosquito)
Lineage: Eukaryota; Metazoa; Arthropoda; Insecta; Diptera; Culicidae
Product: tetratricopeptide repeat protein 28
Exons: 6
Coding region: 728-8701 (2657 amino acids)
Molecular function (GO): protein binding
Source: RefSeq, a predicted model, not a curated record